Messenger RNA from Acanthopagrus latus (yellowfin seabream), 4590 nucleotides. RefSeq names its product zinc finger protein 135-like. Gene Ontology annotation, molecular function: RNA polymerase II cis-regulatory region sequence-specific DNA binding; DNA-binding transcription factor activity, RNA polymerase II-specific. The record is from RefSeq and is a predicted model, not a curated record. Gene Ontology annotation, biological process: regulation of transcription by RNA polymerase II. The transcript has 3 exons. Bases 2982 to 4226 code for a protein of 414 amino acids. Lineage: Eukaryota; Metazoa; Chordata; Actinopteri; Spariformes; Sparidae.
CUACAGCUGGUAACCAUGGCUGCCAUACAGCCAUAUGUAAAUAUUUAUAUAAUGCCUGUUACAUGGUGAUGCACAUUAGUUACAGAAGUAAAGGCUCAACUCUAAACGCGGCGUGAGACGAGGGCUGCUCGGGUUUCCUGCAAAUGUCAAGAAGUUUCUGGAGAAUAAAGAAGAGGAUCCUCCUGAGCAGCAGGAGUGGAGCUCCAGUCUGGACCAGGAGGACUCUCCAGAGCUGUCACACAUUAAAGAGGAACAGGAGGAACUCUGGACCCGUAAGGAGGGAGAGCAGCUUCGAAGGCUUGAGGAGGCUGAUAUCAAGUUCACAUUCACUCCUGUCCCUGCGAAGCGUGACGGAAAUGACGAAGAGGAACCUCAGUCCUCAGAGCUUCAUCAAAGACAAACUGCAGAGAUGAGAGAUGAUGCGGACUGUGGAGGAUCAGAACCUGUCAGAGACUUUGGUCGAAGACAUCUACAAGCAGCUGGUCUUAAAACGUCACACAGUAAUGAUGGUGUGAAGCAGAGCGGUGAAUCUCAGUUAGGUUUUGAUAGUGACAUGGGAUGUAAUGUGGCCAAAACAUAUUCCAGCAGCUCUGAGUUUGGUCAAAGACUUGGCAGCAAAGAUCGUCUGCAGAUCCACAUGAGCUGUCGCACAGGAGAAAAAACAUUUACUUGCCAAUUUUGUGGUAAAAAUUUCACGAAAAGCUCAAAUUUGACGACUCACCUCAGAGUUCAUACGGGGGAGAAGCCGUUCACCUGCUCAGUUUGUAACGCAAGUUUUAGUCUGCGAUGCACAUUAGUGAAUCACAUGAGAGUUCAUACUGGAGAGAAACCAUUUGGCUGCUCAGUUUGUGGUAAAAGGUUUUCUAAAAAGGCGAAUUUGACCACACAUAUGGCCCUGCACACCGAGGAGAAGCCCUUUAAAUGCAGUGUUUGUGACAAAAGAUUCACUUGGCAUUCACAGGUCAAAAACCACAAGUGUGCUGACGGCAGCAGGUGAAGGUGGAGAGCUGGAGCUGGACAGAAACCAACAGAGACAAUAUAACAGUAACAUACUUCUCAGAUGUUCUGCCACGAGCAGGUAAUGACUCCAUGCAUGUUGAAGAACUAACUGUGUACUUAAAUGUGAUUAGAUCGGCUGUUUUAAAGGGGUGUAAUGGUUCACAGAACUCAUGCGUGAACCAAGACUGCAAACCCUGAACAAAUGUUUUGCAUCUUUAAUUGUCAUAUUGCAACAUAAACAUGUUCUGUUUUCCAUCAAAAGAAACAUAUUGACUUGAACCAGGAGUUGCUCUUGUCCGCAAUCUUUCAGUCCGUCCCAAAGCUCUUAUUUGUGCUCUGAGGAUGAGUGAGGAGCCGCCUUCACAGAAGUCUUUUUAACACCCAGCACGCCUCCUUGUUGGACAUCAGUUAUUGAUUGGCUGCUGCAGCUGAUCGGACUGAUCUGAUACAUCACAACAUCACUGGAGACGUGAAGUGACUUCAAACAACAGAUUCAACUUGUGUGUUUCAAUCCCAAGUUAAUGAAUUUGUUUUGUUCACCAUCCAGUUAAAGAUCUGUAUCUUCAUUUGUUAGAAAGAUUUGUAUUUAUAUGAUUGAAGUCAGAGAGAGGAGAGUCCGUCUGUCAGCAAGAAAUACUUUGUACAUUAUAUCAUUGUUUCAGUGUAAUCACAUGUGAGGUUUGUUAUGUUUGAUAAUUUCCAUUUUCCUGGAGACAUUUAGCCUGAUACAUAAUCUCCAGUAUCUCCAUAAUCACAUUCUGGUUUAUGAAUAAAUCAUACAAAAACACAAUCUGUCAGUCAAAAUGGUUCAUGUGCUGCUGAGCAGACCCUGUAAAUACAGAACAGUGUUUGUUAUUCAUCUUCAGGUGUUUGUUGAACAGGCACAGAGGCUGCAGAGACGUCAGCAGACUCAUGUAACACUUAUCAUGACACUUCCUCCUCUGUUGUCUGACAGUAGAGUCACUGCGAGAAGACAUGAUCCUGGUGAACGUCUCUUUUCUUCCUCUAAACUAUCUCCUGUCUCAUCUUCAGUCACCUGAUGUCCCUCCACUCCCACGUCUCCUCACACACUUAUCCUAAACACUGAAACACACCUCAGAUUUACACCACAGAUUUACUGUUACAGAUAAACUCUCCAACAGUACAUAAAGUAGUUUAAAUCAUUUCCAACUUGACCAGAUGCAGAAUCAAAAUGCUGCUUGCAUGGUAAACAUAUCAGUGAUAAUAAUCCAAUGGUAUCACAGAUGGUUUGAAAUAACAUUGCCAGACACUUGAUGAUUUUAAUACAUUUUGUACUGGUUGCUUUUAAUUUACGUGUAGCAGCUCUACAGUUAUUGAACUGAAGGAUCUGGAGGUUUCCAGGCUUGUUUAUACUUAAUAAAGAUAUUAUCUUGUGAAGAGCACUUUUAUUUUGAAAAUCAGCUAGGAAAGGGCACCGGAUGUGUUUGUUCCAACCGUGACAAAUAUUUUAGCUUUUUCCGGUUUGAACACCGGCGAUCGUGUGCGUCUCCGUUAGAUAAAAGCACAGAGAUCCACCGGACUUGAAGUGAACUUUGAGAUCUUUCAGGGUGUUUCUCCUCUGACCCACCUCUCAGUUUUGUGAAGAAAAAAAGCUAUAAAUGCUAAGCUAAAGGACGUUAGCGUAGCUUGCUAGCUCUCCAGAGAACAAAGCGUUAACAGACCCAAAAUGUCUGAACAUAUUCAGUGAUGUUCACUUGUGAAGUGUCUAAUAUCUGAUUCAUCUCCUGCUGUUUUGACGAAGAUAGCUCUCUGUCUGGAAGUAGACGGAGCCGUGAUCUGAUUUAUCACCAGAGUGAGCAGACAGUUUGUCGAACAGCUGAAUUAUCUGCUGCUGUCCUGCGGAGCUAAUGAAGCUAACUUAGCUUGUUAGCAGGAAGUAGACGGAGCCGAGCGGACUGUGAACAGUUUUUGACGAUAGAAAAGAGUGUUUCUGUAGUGAAAGUUCGUGUGAGUCAGUGAAAAUGUCUAAAGUCCAAACGCUGAGAGUUGUUGUGAAGCAGCGACUAACUGCGGCUGCUGAAGAGAUAUUUGAGCUGUUUGAAAGAACGAUAGCAGAGUACGAGGAGGAACUGUGUCGACACCGGAAACUACUGGACGCUGUUCUGAAGCCUCAGGUCCAGUUACACAGAACAGACGUCCAGCGGCCGUCGGUGAGUGAAGAAGAGGAUCCUCCUGAGCAGCAGGAGAGCAGCUCCAGUCUGGACCAGGAGGAACCAGAACCCCCACACAUUAAAGAGGAACAGGAGGAACUCUGGACCAAUCAGGAGGGAGAGCAGCUUCCAGGGCUGGAGGAGGCUGAUAUCACCAAGUUCACCUUCACUCCUGUCCCUGUGAAGAGUGAAGACGAUGAUGAAGAGGAACCUCAGUCCUCACAGAAGCUUCUGAUGGAAACAGAAGCUGAUGGAGAGGACUUUGGAGAACCAGAACCAGCCUGGAACUGUAAUCCAGAUUCUCAUUUACAGUCAGCUGCUCUUGAUGAGAUGUCACACUCCUCUGAACCUGAGACUGAUGACGACGUGUCUGGAGCUGAGAGCAACGACCGCUGUGAUUGGGAGGAAACCAGGGAGCCUCAGCCAGGUUCAAACUGUCUGCAGGACAAUGACGUAUCUGUAAGUAAUGAGACGUUUUACACUGGAGAAACAUCAGUUAACUCCUCUGAUUGUGCUACAAGCUUCGGACACGAGGGACAGGAACACGACGGAAUCCCAGCAGGAGCGAAACCAUUUAUUUGCCCAGUUUGUGGUAAAAGUUAUCACAUUAAGAACUCUUUAAAUACUCACAUGAGAAGUCAUUCAGGAGGACGAUUCAGCUGCUCAGAGUGUAAAAAAACUUUUCACUGCCGAAGAUAUCUUGUGAACCACAUGAGGACCCACACUGGGGAGAAACCCUUCAGCUGUUCUGUCUGCGGUACAAGAUUCGCCAAGAGCUCGACUCUUAAGUCUCACUUGAGAGUUCAUACAGGAGAGAAACCUUUCACCUGCUCCGUCUGUAAAGCAAGUUUCAGCCACAGAUACAAUUUGGCCACACACAUGAGAAUCCACACUGGUGAGAAGCCGUUCAGGUGCUCAGUGUGUGGAAAGAGAUUCACACAGCUUGGAUCAGUGAGACGACACUCCAUUGUCCACACGAGGGAGAAACCGUUCAGUUGCAGCUUUCACAUGGAUGAACACAAGUGUGUCGACGAGUGCAGCAGAGAGGCGUGUUGAACCAGGUUCUCUCCGGCAGGACUGAAGUUCUGAAGGAAAGACUCAACUCAGCACUGAUCAGCUUAAAACCGUGAAAUCGAUCCAAAACAAGUUUAUGUUUUCAUGAACGAUGAAGCAACGUGAUUGUUAAAUUAUGUUUUUAUUGGUGUCCUACAUGGUUUUGUUUAGCAGGUACUGAUCUAAUUAGAAUUAUUUUGCUAAUCUAAAAUAUAUUUAAUCUGUGUAAUAUAUUUUUUCAGUUAUUUACUGAUAACGAUCUAAACCACUAGUAUAGCAUUAUGGUCAUCGAUUGUUUGAAAUGUGAUUAAUAAAUAAAAUGUGUCGAGUAACUCCUGAUAAUAAAAUCUACUAAUCUGACAGACUC